Messenger RNA from Homalodisca vitripennis (glassy-winged sharpshooter), 471 nucleotides. Its product is annotated as MFS-type transporter clz9-like. The coding region runs from base 1 to 471 and encodes 156 amino acids. Lineage: Eukaryota; Metazoa; Arthropoda; Insecta; Hemiptera; Cicadellidae. Gene Ontology annotation, molecular function: nucleic acid binding. The transcript has a single exon. The record is from RefSeq and is a predicted model, not a curated record.
AUGGACUCUCAUGGCUCGCAUGUUGGGCCUGAAGUCAUAGAACUUGCAAAGCAAAAUGAAAUCUACCUUAUGACUUUCCCUGCACACACGAGUCAUUUAUUUCAACCCCUUGAUGUAGGAGUUUACAAGUCUCUGAAAAGUGUCUGGGCUAAAUUGUUGAACAAUCACAUGUUACUGAACCCAAACAACAUGCCCAGUCGUUCCCAUUUCCACGAGCUCUUUACUCCUGCAUUUCUGGAAAGUUUCACUCCUCUGAAUAUCAUACACUCAUUCAAGAAAGCUGGGGCUUCUCCUUAUAACCCCAACGUUCUUCCUGCAGAAGCAUUGGCACCAAGCAGGCUCACUGAUCGCUAUGGUCCAUCUUCACCUGCUACUCGUGUUAGGAAGUCAGGCUACUACCUUGUGAUCUUGGGCAAACACUGUCUACCCUUUCUCCAAAGGACCCCUCUGAAGAACAACUGCAUGGUGUAG